Ochlerotatus camptorhynchus is the source of this 6668-nucleotide messenger RNA. RefSeq lists its product as uncharacterized. The record is from RefSeq and is a predicted model, not a curated record. Bases 366 to 6668 code for a protein of 2100 amino acids. The transcript has 2 exons. Gene Ontology annotation, biological process: DNA integration. Gene Ontology annotation, molecular function: nucleic acid binding. Lineage: Eukaryota; Metazoa; Arthropoda; Insecta; Diptera; Culicidae.
ACAAUGAUAUACGGGCAGACGCCAAUGAAACUAUUAAUAUAACGUGUUCUAAGAGAAAAUAUUGAAUUUACUAGUGAAAUUUGUUGGAUACUGGAAUUGAAAUAUUACCGGUUUAUUGCAAAUAAAUAGAAAUUUGGAAUAGGUCCAGGACCAUCUGUAAAGCAUAGUUGAAGUGAGCAGUGGAUUCGAGUAAUUGGGCUACUGAAUCGUAAGUAAGGUUAUGGAGGAAAUUAACAGUUUAUUAAUUAUUGUACACCUAUUUUAGUUUUGAAGCAACCGAUAAUAAAGCUGUCGAAAGUCAGAACAAGCUCAAACGGAUACCCUGCUCUCUCUGAUAACAUUCUUCAAAAGGUUCAGAUUCAACAAUGAGCGAAGGAGGAAACUAUUCCCAGGGAACACCGGAGGUGGACGCUUCAAUGCUCGGCUGUGUGGCCUGCGACCGUCCCAAUUCAGCCGACAACUUUGUCAGUUGUGAUCGUUGUGAGGGCUGGUGGCAUAUGUCCUGUGCUGGGGUAACGGACUCUAUAGAAGAUUGUGAGUGGGUGUGCAUCAAGUGCCUCCCUGUUCCUGCUCCGUCGAUAUCCGUCACUUCUACUUCUUCCGCGCGUCAAGCCAGACUGCAACUGGAACUGCGGCGGCUUACUGAAAUGCGUGAGCUCGAGAGAAUGGCCAUGAAUGUGGAACUCGAGCGCAAGUUCUUAGAACGGAAGUACCAGAUGAUGGAGAAAUCCUUGCAGGAGGAAGAAGAUGAUCUACAAAGUGCUCGUAGUCACACCAUUAGGCAAGAAGACAUGAAACGGGCUAAGGACAUCGAAGAUUGGGUCGAGAAACAAUCCGCUGAUUUGGAAGAGUCUGGUUCGAUUAGAAGCCUUUCAGUGAAGUUGAUGGUGAAAAAGUUAGAGAAGACGAAAAUUAAUCCCGGAUCUGGUACUCAUUCCAGGAAAUCACCAGCCGUUAUUGGUAAUUCGGCCGAUAUCAGAGUAGGAACCAGAAUUCAACUAUCACCACCGCCUGUUUCCUCCGGAGAACAAGGUUCGAUGGAUCUAGGAAAGAGAAAGGAAUUGUUGCAACCCCCAGAAGACAAACCGUCUGAUCUAACGUUCGAGCAAAUUGCAGCUUUGCAGGACCAUCUAGCGAGGUGCAAAAUGCAGCUACAGCCAACGGCAAGUGAUCCGAAUCCGUACGGAAUGUUGAAACCAUGCGAGCCGGACGUCAGCAAAGGUGCUGUACCUAAAACCUGUUCGAAAUUGGUUCGACCUGCGAAGGAGAGGCUGUCUUUAUUUAUAACCAAGCCAGCCCCUGGGAACGUGAAUCCAGAAGGAAAUAGAGAAACCAGUACUAAGCGUAAAGAGCAAAACCCCAGAGUAAUCCCGCCAGAACACCUCUCCCCAAUAAAGCAGCGAAAUGCUACUAAUGCACCGCAGCAACAACGCGCUCAUGGGCCGCAGUGGAUUACUGAAACAGAACGUCGUCUUCUGAGUUCACUAGCGCGUAGACCAAAAGAAACGAGUCAGGAACGAAACCCAACGAACCCAGCUAGCGUACAUGCGAAUAUCAUACCCACGAUACACGAUGAGCAGCAACUAAACGAAAUCGAUCCGGUAUUCGUGGGAAGCCAGCGUAGCGCCCGCGCACGAGCUGCGGAACCACAAAACCUGCGAGAAGAAGGCUACGAUAUUGGACCUACACACCAACAACUGGCUGCUAGGCAAGUUCUACCACGUGACUUGCCAACAUUUUCAGGAAAUCCAGCUGAUUGGCCCGUCUUUAUUAGUCAAUACGAGUACACUACCGAUGCAUGUGGGUAUAGCGACGGGGAAAACAUGGUACGCCUCCAACGGUGCCUGAAGGGCCCAGCAUGGGAAUCUGUACGCAGUCGUCUGGUCCUACCGGCUUCAGUCCCCCUAGUGAUCCAAACACUCAAAAUGCGCUACGGACGUUCCGAGCUACUGAUCGAAUCACUAGCAGAAAGGGUGAGAACCGCACCUUCGCCAAAGGUAGACAAGCUGGAAAUGAUAAUCGAGUUUGGUAGUAUGGUGCAGGCACUUUGCGAUCAUAUUAUCGCUGCACAUCUAUACGACCAUCUUGCGAACCCCACUUUGCUGAAAGAUUUGGUGGAGAAACUACCUGCCGAGUAUCGAAUGAGGUGGGCUGGACAUCGUAGACAGCAAACGGAGGUAAAUUUGAAGACCUUCAGCGAUUUCAUGGAGGAGAUCGUCAGCGAUGCCUACAGCGUGUCGAACGUAGCCACUACUUUCGAACGAUACAGCAAACAGGAUCGCCCGAAGCCACGAGAUCGGAAUUUAAUUCACACCGAAGCGGGGAAGGUGGAUUGCUUGGUGUGUAAAAGAGAAGGACAUCGCGUAAAGGAUUGCAAAAUAUUCUCCGCCUUACCGGUCGACGACCGCUGGAAGAAGGUGCAAAGUUUGCAAUUGUGCCGAACCUGCUUGUCGAAUCACGGGCGAAGAGCGUGCCGCAGUACGAAACGCUGUGAGGUCGACGGAUGUCAAUAUCGGCACAAUCCACUCUUACAUGCUUCCGCUUCGAAGUACAAGGGACAAACCAGCGAGUCGCAUGUACAGUAUCACCUCAACGAAGCAUCCAUACCGUCUUUACUUUUCCGCAUACUUCCGAUCACAUUACACAAUGGUCUCAAAAGCGUGAAAACGUUUGCCUUUUUAGACGAAGGAUCAUCCGUAACCAUGAUCGAAAGCAGUUUGGCAAAGGAAUUGGGCGUUACCGGGUACAAAAAGCCACUCUGCUUGAAGUGGACCGGUGACGUGACCAGGGAAGAACUUGACUCACAGCGCAUCUCGAUCCUCAUCUCCGACUGCGGAAAUUCUAAACGGUACAGAAUGAACGACGUUCGCACAAUCCAAGCUUUGGAUCUUCCUAUGCAGAGUCUACCAAUCGACAAGCUGAUGAAUAUUUACCCCCACCUCGCUGGACUUCCUGUUCGAGGUUAUCACAACGCAGUUCCCAAAUUGCUCAUCGGUGUCGAUAAUCUGCGACUGGCGCUUCCGUUAAAAACUCGGGAAGGUGUUACGGGUGGCCCUACGGCCGUCAAGACACGGUUAGGCUGGUGUGUCUACGGAGGUCAGCGUACUCAAGAACAUCCAGAAUACAGCUAUCACAUCUGUGAGUGUGGGGGAGAAGAGGCCUUUGACGAAGCCUUGAAGAAGUACUUUUCUUUUGAGGAGGCCGGAAUUAAACCAACGGGUGCGGUAAUGUCUGAAGAGGACAAACGAUGUGCCCGAAUAUUAGAAACUACUACUAAACGAGUCGGCGAGAGGUUUGAGUCGGGGCUGCUGUGGAAAUAUGAUAACUUUGAGUUCCCAGACAGUUACCCGAUGGCGGUCAAACGACUCCAGUGUCUCGAGAGCAGAAUGGCUAAGGAUCCGUCGCUCAAGCAAAACAUCUUGCGGCAGAUUGACGAGUAUCAGCAGAAGGGCUAUGCGCACCGAGCGACAGCGGAAGAAUUAGCAGAAACGGACCCUCGUCGCACAUGGUAUCUCCCCCUCGGAGCGGUGACCAACCCGAACAAGCCAGGGAAAGUUCGAUUAAUCUGGGACGCGUCCGCAAAAGUGGAUGGCAUAUCCUUAAACUCGGUUCUACUAAAAGGACCCGACAUGGUAACUCCACUGUGCUUCGUAGUCUUUCGGUUCCGACAAUAUACUGUAGCCGUAAGUGCAGACGUGAAAGAGAUGUUCCAUCAGGUCCGUACGAGAGGUGCGGAUCGUUCUGCACAAAGUUUCCUGUUCCGUGACGACCCUUCGGAAGAACCUCAAGUGUUCCGUAUGGACGUUGCUACAUUUGGUGCGACGUGUUCACCAGCCAUCGCACAGUACGUCAAGAACGCUAACGCAAGAUCUUUCGAGAAGGAGUUACCACGAGCUGUUGAGGGGAUAGUUUUCAAUCACUAUGUUGACGACUAUCUGGAUAGCUUCUCCACCGAGAAUAAGGCGAAACAAGUUGCGUCUGAAGUCCGAGAGAUCCACAAACGAGGAGGGUUCGAGAUUCGGAAUUGGUGUUCGAAUAGCCCAACGGUUCUUCAGCAUUUGGGGGAGAGUCAACAGCAUCCGGUGAAGCAAAUGUGUCUCGAUGAAAAGGAGCAAUCUGAACGCGUCCUGGGAAUGCGUUGGAUGACAAAGUCCGAUGAGUUAUGUUUUUCAGCUACGAUGCGUGGAGAUGUCGCAUCCAUCAUCGAGAACGGCCACAAGCCAACAAAGAGACAGAUUCUUCGGUGUGUGAUGUCUCUCUUCGACCCACUGGGAUUCCUCGCCCCAUAUUUGGUCUUCGGCAAGGUACUCAUUCAAAGCGCUUGGCGUUUAGGAAUCGGCUGGGAUGAGAAAGUAGACGAUCGGUUGUUCGAGCAAUGGCGCAAAUGGACUGAGAUGAUCGAUCACAUCAAUAGCGUUCGGAUUCCAAGAUGCUACUUUCGAAAGACAGGGGCCACAAAUUUAGCAAACGUUCAACUACAUACCUUCGUCGAUGCAGGCCGGGACGCUUGUGCCUGCGUGUUGUACCUUCGAGUUGUCAACGAAGAUGGAGAAGUGGAAGUAGCGCUAGUUUCCGCAAAAACGAAGGUUGUUCCGCUAAAACCAGUCACUAUUCCGAGAUUGGAGCUUCAGGCCUGCGUGAUGGGAACGCGUCUCGCAAAAUACAUUAUCGACGGCCAUUCCUACUCGAUCAAAAAGCGGGUAUUUUGGAGCGACUCAAGUGCAGCCCUCAGUUGGAUUGGUGCGGAUCCUCACAAGUACAGUCCCUAUAUAGCGUACCGAGUGUCCGAAAUAUUGGAAGCGACCGACCGCACCGAGUGGCGCUGGGUAGCAUCGAAAGAUAAUCCAGCUGACGAGGCUACGAAGUGGGGAGCUGGACCGUAUUUCAAUUCCAACAGCAUCUGGUACAGCGGACCUGAAUUUCUAUACUUACCUGAGCGAGAUUGGAAGAGAGGUGAUCCGGAAAAAUCAGGAGAAGAAGAGCUACGAGCUUGUUACGUUCAUCGGGAGAUACAUGUUCCCGAAUGUAUUGUAGACAUCGAACGAUUCUCGAAGUGGACGCAUUUGCAACGCGUCAUGGCAUACGUUCACCGUUUCACCAACAACUGUCGCAAUGUUCGCCUUAACACCAAGGUUCUUACGAAGAAGGAGCUGAAAAUGGCCGAAAACUCAAUUUUCCGACUAGUUCAGUGGCAAUCCUUUCCUGACGAGAUUAUCACCCUGUCUACAAAUCGUUUCCUCCCGUCAGAGCAACAACGACCGUUAGAGAAAUCCAGCACUAUCUACCAGGUCACACCAAUGCUGGAUGAAUUUGGAGUUCUACGCGUGAACGGCAGAAUCGCGGCAGCGCAAUGUGCUUCAACUGAUGCCAAAUACCCCAUCAUCCUUCCGAGGAAACAUCGACUGGCAGCGCUUCUGGUGGAUCACUAUCAUCGUCAACUCAAGCAUGGCAACAAAGAGACCACAGUCAAUGAGAUUCGUCAACGUUUUCAUAUUCCGAAGCUUCGCUCUUUCGUGAAUUUCGUCACAGCUCGGUGCAAUCUUUGCAAGAUACGGAAAGCACGACCGAGCAUUCCACAGAUGGCCCCACUUCCGCAAGCCAGAUUAUCACCAUUCACCCGUCCAUUCAGCUACGUUGGACUGGACUAUUUUGGUCCCUUUCUUGUGAAAGUUGGGCGUAGUAAAGUGAAAAGGUGGAUUGCGCUCUUCACUUGUCUGACACUACGAGCCGUCCACCUGGAAAUCGCGAGCAACUUGACAACUGAAUCCUGUGUAGCGUGCGUUCGUCGAUUCGUGUGCCGUAGAGGAUUUCCCGUUGAAAUCCACAGCGAUAACGGCACCAACUUUCAAGGUGCAGAGCGAUUACUACGUGAGCAAAUCAAUACCAAGCUUGCGACUACGUUCACCAGUUCAACAACAGCUUGGCGAUUCAUUCCCCCGGGUGCACCUCACAUGGGCGGCGCCUGGGAGCGAAUGGUCAGAUCCGUGAAAACAGCGCUGACGGCAGCCUAUAACAAUGAAAAACUAGACGAUGAUGCUUUGCACACGAUGAUUGUAGAAGCAGAAUCCAUAGUCAACAGCAGGCCGUUGACCUACCUUCCGCUGGACUCUGCGGAGCAGGAAGCAAUCACCCCUAACCAUUUCCUUCUAGGGAGCUCAGCCGGCGUCAAGCAACCAGUCGUGCAGUACGAAGAUAACAACGCACUCUUGAAGCGAUCGUGGGCCAUGAUCCAAGAACGGCUGAACUCGUUUUGGAAGCGGUGGGUACGGGAGUACUUACCCACACUAACUAGAAGAACGAAAUGGUUUGGCUCGGAGAGGAAUGUUGCAGCAGGGGACCUAGUAAUAAUCAUAGAUGAUACCAGAAGGAACGGAUGGACGCGUGGUCGCGUUUUGGAAGCCAUAACUGCUGCGGAUGGCAGAGUUCGGCAGGCGAUCGUUCAAACGAAUGGAGGUAUACUCAGAAGACCGGUCUCCAAGCUUGCAGUUCUUGAUGUGGCCAAGGAAGAUGGAACCAAGGAGGCUCACUGGUUCCACCGGGGGGAGAAUGAUGCCACAAAGACAGACCAGCUGGGAGCCCGGCCACGCAACCGAGCAUUGAAGCUGCGUUCUUCAUGCGUGACGGUAGGACUAACUGUCAACAAUGACAAAAGGAACGACGAACAAUGA